AUGGAGGAAGGCUAUGAACUUGACCUCACUUACAUCACAGAGCGGAUCAUCGCUGUAUCCUUCCCUGCUAGCUGUUCUGAGGAAACUUACCUCCACAAUCUACAAGAUGUAACCCGAAUGCUCAAAUCCAAACAUGGAGAUAAUUACUUGGUGUUAAACCUCUCUGAAAAGAGAUACGACCUUGCCAAGCUUAACCCAAAGAUUAUGGAUGUGGGGUGGCCUGAUCUCCAUGCUCCGCCGCUCGAUAAGGUGUGCACCAUCUGCAAGGCUAUGGAGUCAUGGCUGAACAACGAUCCUCAACAUGUGGUGGUGAUCCAUUGCAGAGGAGGAAAAGGAAGGAUAGGCGUAGUCAUAUCAUCAUACAUGUACUUCACCAAUGUUUCUGCAAGUGCUGAUCAGGCUCUAGACAGAUUUGCUAUGAAGAAAUUCUUUGAUGAUAAAGUUUCAGCUUUAAUGCAGCCAUCCCAAAGAAGAUACGUGCAAUUCUUAAGUGGCCUUCUAUCUGGAUCUGUGAAAAUGAAUGCAACCCCUCUUUUCCUGCACUAUGUUAUCCUUCAUGGCAUCCCAAGCUUCGAUGCUGGGGGAGCUUGCCGGCCUUUUCUGAAGUUAUACCAGGCUAUGCAACCAGUUUAUACAUCUGGAAUAUAUAGCAUAGGGCCAGAAAAUCAAAGCCGGAUCUGCAUUGCUAUAGACCCUGCCCAGCUUUUGAAGGGAGAUAUUAUGCUGAAGUGUUAUCACAAAAAAUACCGGUCAGCUACUCGUGAUGUGGUUUUUCGCCUUCAGUUUCACACUGGAGCUAUUCAAGGACAUGGCCUGGUGUUUGGCAAAGAGGAUUUGGACAAUGCCAACAAGGAUGACCGUUUCCCUGAUUACGGCAAAGUGGAAUUAGUGUUUUCAGGAACUCCAGAGAAAAUUCAAGGAUGUGAACACCUUCAGAAUGACCAUGGAGUCAUAGUUGAUUACAAUACCUCAGACCCACUAAUACGCUGGGAUUCCUACGAAAAUAUGAGCCCUGAUGGGGAAGUGCUGCACACCCAAGGUCCCAUCGAUGGUAGUCUGUAUGCAAAAGUGAGGAAGAAGAGCUCUUCGGACAGCAGCAUCCCUGGUGUUGCACAGGGUGUUCCCGUGACUGGCAGUCCUGAUCACAGCGAUCACACCCUGUCUGUCAGCAGUGAUUCAGGACACUCAACAGCUUCCAUCAGGACAGACAAGACUGAGGAGCGCCUUGUGCCAGGAGUCAAACGGGGUCUGAGCCCACAAGAGAAGGCAGAACUGGACCAGCUACUUAGUGGCUUUGGUCUGGAGGAUUCUGUCAACACCACCAAGGAUAUGACUGAUGCUCGAAGCAAGUACAGUGGGACUCGCCACAUAGUGCCAGCUCAAGUUCACGUGAAUGGAGACACUAAACUGAAGGACAGGGAGACUGAUAUUCUGGAUGACGAAAUGCCUAAUCAUGACCUUCACAGCGUGGACAGCAUUGGGACUUUGUCUUCCUCAGAAGGGCAGCAGUCCACCCACCUAGGGAACUUCAGUUGCCACAAGAGCAGCCAGAACUCGCUUCUUUCAGAUGGCUUUGGAAGUAACACUGGGGAAGAGCAUCACAAUGCUUUUGCCCCAGACCUGGGAAUUGGCGUGGAUCCCCUCUAUGAGAGAACAUUUGGAAGCACUGAGCCAAAGUCAACUCAGCAAUUGCAACAGAAUCCUUCUGUCUCACCCCAGCCUCAAGCCUACGGCCCAAGUAACUACUCUACUCAGACCUGGGUACGCCAGCAGCAGAUGGUCACCGCUCACCAAUACGGUUUUGCCCCAGAGAAUGAAAUCAGGGUUGGCAUUCAUAACACGAUGGAGAAUUCGGGCAGUGUCCAGAGCCAGUCCCGAGUCCCGGACACCCCGACACGUGGCUCCAGCAGCAGAGAUGCUGUACAGAGGGGGUUAGGAAGCGUGCCAGCUGCUGCUGAAGUUGCAGAACAUGCCGGUACCGAGAGUUUUAAGUCAAGGCCAGCGCCUCAGAGGGACACAAAUGGCCUGGAUCUAGGACGGAACGCAGGGGACUUGCCAGCUUCUCCGACUUUGGAUAUUGAUCAGUCCAUUGAACAACUGAACAGGCUGAUCUUGGAGUUAGACCCUACAUUUGAACCUAUCCCAACCCGCAUUAACACUGUCACCAGGGACAGAAAUCAAGUAAAUGGCUUCACCAGCCUUGAUGUAGAUGUGGAAGGGCUUGGCAGGAGUCCUGGCUUCCAUGACAAAUUAGAAGUCACAAACAGGAAUCCCUCCCGGCAUGCAACAGGUACGCAAGAUGAUGAUGCAACAGGGGGAAGGAUCAGAAAGUUAAGUGUUGGGCAGUAUGACAAUGAUGUGCCUGGGCAGCUGUCAUAUAACAGGUGUGGAUGGAUGAAGUCUCCUGCGACGGACCAGGCUGUAAAUCCAGGGUCACUGAUUCCUGUAGGGGACAGCAAGGAGAUGGCUGUUGCGCAUUACCAAGAUGAAAUAGAUGGGGGAAUCUUCUCUCCAACAAAAAAUGGAAAUGAAGCUGUCCCAUCCACACCAGCUUUUCCCCUGUCACCAGAGACAUCAUAUGUAAAAACACCUCCGCUAUACCGUCAGCGGAUUCCCUCCAGCCAAAAGGUCAGCAGCCCGUCUGAGCUGUACAGAACCAGUCCUGAAUCUCGAAGUUACACGGAAGCCAUUAACCACUCCAUGGUGAUGUCUGACAGCACUGUGGGCACUAACCCUGCUUUGCUGAGGGCCAACAUGCAGACAGAUCCCUCCUUUCAGCGCUGUUUUGCAUCUUCGUGUACUGUUUCCAGUAACACUCCUAUCCCAGGGGGAGAAAGCCCUUCUGCGACAGAACGUCCUUGGCUUGAAAGCAGCCCCAAAGCUUCCCCGUCGCUCCAGCUUUCGAUGGGCAACAGCAGGCCGCCAGCGGGUUACCUCGUGCCCUCCGACUUCUCAAACGCCGUGCAAGACGUCUCUCUCUUGUCUCAUUUCCAGACUCCAGGACUGCAGGUCAUCACCCUGAGCAGCCUGGAGAAUUCACCAGCAGAGCCGCAGCAAGAACCUGCUGUUGGCGGCAGUGCCCGGGCUUACCUGGGCUAUGGCGGGGGCAGCAGGGGCGGCAGCUCCCCCCGAGAGGAGAAACAAGCUACUUUCCUAGCCAAUACUAGCAUCUCUCCUAAAACCAUGAGCGCGUCGGUGGCAAGUGCCGAGGACAAUGGCUUUUUGACGCAGAACUUUCUUACAGUGGCCUCCGGGCACAACAGCCAGAACAGCGCGGUUCCGCAGCACCACGGAGGGAACCUGCAUGCUCAGCCGCCUCUUCCAGAGAAAAAGAGGUCCUCUGAAGGAGACCGUUCCUUCGCCUCCGUGUCACCUUCGUCAAGCGGCUUCUCUAGCCCCCACAGUGGAAGCACAAUCAGCAUCCCCUUCCCGAACGUCCUCCCAGACUUCUCGAAAAUGCUAAGCACUUCCCCAGUGCCAGAAAACACAACUGAUAAACAUGUGACCGUAAAAUUUGUCCAGGACACGUCCAAAUUCUGGUAUAAGCCAGAUAUUUCAAGAGAACAAGCCAUUGCUGUUCUGAAGGACAAGGAACCUGGGUCGUUCAUUGUUCGAGACAGUCAUUCUUUCCGGGGAGCCUAUGGGCUCGCAAUGAAAGUUGCUACACCGCCUCCGUCUGUGCUGCAGUUAAACAAGAAAGUUGGAGAUUUGUCAAAUGAACUUGUAAGGCAUUUUCUGAUUGAAUGCACGCACAAGGGGGUGCGCUUGAAAGGAUGCCCAAAUGAACCAUAUUUUGGGAGUUUGACAGCUCUGGUGUAUCAGCAUUCCAUCACUCCGCUGGCAUUGCCCUGCAAGCUCCUCAUCCCGGACAGAGAUCCCUUGGAGGAGAUAGCAGAAACUUCUCCACAAACUGCUGCAAACUCAGCAGCGGAGCUUCUCAAACAGGGUGCAGCGUGUAACGUGUGGUACCUGAAUUCAGUGGAGAUGGAGUCCCUCACGGGCUACCAGGCAGUACAGAAAGCCUUGAGCCUGACACUGACCCAAGAUCCAUCUCCCAUCUCAACCGUUGUCCAUUUCAAGGUGUCUGCGCAGGGCAUCACGUUGACCGAUAAUCAAAGAAAACUCUUUUUUCGGCGGCAUUAUCCAGUCAGCACUGUUAUUUUCUGUGCUUUGGAUCCACAGGACAGAAAAUGGAUGAAAGAUGGCCUUUCUGCAAAAGUGUUCGGGUUCGUUGCGAGGAAGCAGGGCAGUGCCACCGACAACGUGUGCCACCUGUUUGCGGAGCACGAUCCGGAGCAGCCUGCCAGUGCCAUUGUGAACUUCGUAUCGAAGGUCAUGAUCGGAUCCCAGAAGAAGAUCUGA
This is a messenger RNA of Haliaeetus leucocephalus (bald eagle), 4362 nucleotides long. It is a transcript of the gene TNS3, whose product is annotated as tensin 3. Gene Ontology annotation, molecular function: protein binding; phosphatase activity. Bases 1 to 4362 code for a protein of 1453 amino acids. The record is from RefSeq and is a predicted model, not a curated record. Gene Ontology annotation, biological process: dephosphorylation. NCBI's taxonomy places the organism in Eukaryota, Metazoa, Chordata, Aves, Accipitriformes, Accipitridae. The transcript has 26 exons.